Messenger RNA from Prinia subflava (tawny-flanked prinia), 6497 nucleotides. It is a transcript of the gene ARHGAP6, whose product is annotated as Rho GTPase activating protein 6. Bases 2268 to 5120 code for a protein of 950 amino acids. The transcript is spliced from 14 exons. Gene Ontology annotation, biological process: signal transduction. The record is from RefSeq and is a predicted model, not a curated record. NCBI's taxonomy places the organism in Eukaryota, Metazoa, Chordata, Aves, Passeriformes, Cisticolidae.
CUACAGCUCUGAAUUUCCCCCUCUGCCUUUUUCCUCAUGUCUUCCCAUCCCUUUAUGUUCCCAUGAUAUGUUUGUAGAGGACGAAAAAAGCAAAUACUUGGAGCCACACAUAUGUAUAGUUGUAUUGCAGAUGUGUCUCUAAACCAAAUUGCUAGAAUGGGCACAGAACUGCAGAAACAAAUGCAGAUUUGUUUUGUGCCUCAGACCUUCCUUUUAGUCUCAAGCAUGAGACCUUAUUGAAGGCAUUAAUGAGGAGGCAAAAUGAAAUGAAGCUUUAAACAGAAACAGCUGCAACCUUAGCUGUGGAGGAACUUGGAAUUAGGCAAUAGGACAGUUUAUUAAAAUAAGAGGGGAAAGCUGCUUUGCAGACCAAAAAAGAAAAAAAAAACCAAACAACACAAACCCAUCAACAACAAACCAACAACAGAAAAAAACCCAACAAAACACCACCCACAAAAAAACCUCAUUUGGAAACAUUACCUAAAACCAGAACACCUCCCUUUGAAAGGGGAUGUACUUUUGUGCUGUUGCUCUUUAUGAACUUUAUGAACUUAUGAACAAAGCCACAGAGCAGAGAACUGUCUACUCUGUUGGUGAAAUCAGAAAGUGCUGCCAUAGAGCAUUUACCUGCACUGGCUCCAGGACCCCAGAGAGAACAACACAACCCUGCACUAAGGUUUGAGAAAAUGCAGCAUGAGGAGAAAAUAACCAAAUAAACCUUGUGUCAUGCUAAAGCACUUUUUUUUUUUUUCCAAAUAACCUUUUUCUAGGGAAAUUUUCUAGGAGCUGCCUGCAACAGUUCUGGGGAGACUGGAGGGUUUGUGGAGAUGGUGGGUUUUCAAAUCAAAACAAGGAUGCUCAGGCCCCAUGGAAUCAGCAGUCUGAUUGUGAGUUCAUCUGAGACUGGGGAGGUUCACCACUUGCACAGGAGUUGUCCUCGAGUAUCUUCCACUUACUCCAUAAAUAAAAGUACAGGUCAGGAAGAAAAACAGGAUUUCGUGUUGUGUGUUUUGCUUUCCGACUCAAAAAAUGUAGCAGCUGUAGCGUUCACUGACACAAUAGCAACAAAACCCACCCAUGAAGCUCAAGGUUACUCAAUAAAGUUUAAACACUAAGUAAAUUACGAUGUCCGGCAUCCAGAAAGAACCUGACAAGCAUCGCUGCUGAACUUCCCCAGUGAGGGAGGAAGACUCUUAAAAAUUCCCAGCUAGAAGACGCAGGAGUCCGAUUCUGGAGCUGAGGGGCUGCUUCCUUCACUCCAGGUGAGGAAGGAGCUGGCUGCCCUUAUGGGGCUGCAUGGUAUUGUCCCUCUCUGCGCAUUCUGUUUCUGCAUUUCUUUACAAUUUUGCUUUUCCCAAGUUUGUUCUGUCUCUCUGGUAAAUAUUUCCGUGCCUAUGCUUGGAGUGAGAACAGAGAAGUCUCAGUGGCAGGUAAACACGUUCAAUUACUUGUCCUGAGGAGCCUUAGCUCCACCGGUCCCAUUCCUUUCUUUUUCUGUGGCCAUGAGGUGCUCAGCAGAAGACUCAAAGGUCUCGGUGACCAGUGCUGCCCGUGGGGCUCACGUCCAUGUGCCCUCAAAGCAGGUGUUUCAUAGGAUGGGAAGAGAGACGUGGGCCAGAACACAGUUACAAGUCGAGCUCCGCUGAAGCCCCUGUCCCGUGUGCUGCACAAUGUAAGUAUGCUGUUUAUUGCUGGAAGUUUUUCCCGGAGACAUCAUCUCUGCCCGCCACAGCCGGGGGUUCCGUAAGGAGCAGCCGGGGCCGGAGCGGGACGCGGGGCAGGGCUCAGAAGGGUCAGACCGAGGCUUGGCUGCACCUCGGGAACGAUCGCUCCGGAAAGCAGCUGCCUGCCGCUACUCGGUCCCUCCCCAAAACGCAGCGGCACCGUCCCAGCAGCGCCGUGCCCGCGCACCCGGCGGGGCUGCCUCGCCGCGCCCCCGACGUGGGCGAACCGCGGCGACACCGGGGUGCAGCGGCACCGGGAGCGGCCCCUCCCGCCCGUGUGGGGAGGCACACGGGCCCCGCCACCGCCGGACCCGACGGGCAAAGUGACCGCGCCGGCGGCAGCCCCGGAGCAGCCCCAGCGCCGGACGCCGCCAUGAGCCCCGCGGUGCCGCCGUCGGGCCGCGCCGCCGGGGGCUGAGCCCGGCCCGGGGGACGGCCCGGGAGCCGCUCCGCGCCGCCGUGGCGGGGGCCGGAGGCAGAGGCAGCGAGAGCCCGGGCAGGACCCCCGGCCGCCCCGCCGUGCCCGGGGCAGCGCCCGCCGCGAUGUCGGCGCAGAGCCUGCUGAGCAGCGUCUUCUCCUGCUCCUCCUCGGCCGCCGCCGCCCCCGCCAAGAGCCUCUCCAAGCGGAGGCUCCGCCAGACGCGCAGCCUCGACCCCGCCAUCAUCGGCGGCGGCCGGGAGGACGGCGAGGGCGCGGGGCGGGCGCCGCGGGCGCGGGCCGCCGGCAGCCCCCCGGGGGAGCGCCGCGGUCCUCGGGGCGCCCCGCCGGCCCCCGGCGCCUCCUUCUCCACCCCGUGCACCCCGCUGGAGCGGUCGCCGCCGGGCAGCGCUCUCUUCGACGAGGAGAGCCUCCGCGGGAAGCGGAGCCCGGGCUGCGAGCUGCCCUUCCUGGCGCGCACCCCCUCGGCCCUGGCGCUGAGCGGCACCGCCGGCUCCGCCAACAGCAUCUUCUCUUCGCCCCGGCGCUGGCUGCAGCAGAGGAAGGGGCAGCCCUCGCCGCCCGAGCCUCGCCCCGCCGCCUACGUCGUGUGGAAAUCCGAGGGUGAUUUCACUUGGAACAGCAUGUCAGGGCGCAGCGUUCGGCUGAAGUCAGUUCCCGUUCAAAGCCUCUCGGAGCUGGAGCGUGCUCGGCUGCAGGAAGUGGCUUUUUAUCAGUUGCAGCAGGACUGUGACCUGGGCUGUCAGAUUACUAUCCCCAAAGAUGGACAAAAGAGGAAGAAGUCAUUAAGAAAGAAACUGGACUCUUUAGGAAAGGAGAAGAACAGAGACAAAGAAUUUAUUCCCCAGGCUUUUGGAAUGCCUUUGUCUCAAGUGAUUGCUAAUGACCGGGCCUACAAGCUCAAGCAAGACUCUCAGAGAGAAGAGCAAAAAGAUGUUUCAGAUUUUGUGGCCUUUCUCUUGCCAUUUGGAACUAAAAGACAGAACAAAGAACUUUCAAGCAGUAACUCAUCUCUCAGCUCAACCUCAGAAACACCGAAUGAAUCCACUUCUCCCAACACACCUGAGCCAGCACCACGAGCAAGGAGGCGUGGCGCAAUGUCUGUGGACUCCAUUACAGACCUUGAUGACAAUCACUCAAGAUUGCUGGAGGCUCUCCAGCUCUCUUUGCCAGCAGAAGCCCAGAGCAAGAAAGAAAAGGCAAGAGAUAAGAAACUAAGCCUGAACCCUAUUUACAGACAGGUUCCCCGGCUUGUAGAUAGCUGCUGCCAGCACUUGGAAAAGCAUGGUCUCCAGACAGUAGGAAUAUUCAGAGUUGGAAGCUCAAAAAAGAGAGUAAGACAGUUACGUGAAGAGUUUGACCGAGGCGUAGAUGUUGUAUUGGAUGAGGAGCACAGCAUUCAUGAUGUUGCUGCCUUGUUAAAGGAAUUUCUGCGUGACAUGCCUGACCCACUUCUUACCAGAGAACUUUAUACACCUUUCAUCAACACUCUCUUAUUAGAGCCAGAUGAACAGCUCAGCACCUUACAGCUUCUCAUUUAUCUUCUACCUCCUUGCAACUGCGACACCCUGCACCGCCUGCUGCAGUUCCUCUCCACAGUAGCUGGCCACGCAGAAGACACCAGAGACAAGGAUGGCCAAGAGAUUACUGGCAACAAAAUGACAUCGCUUAACCUGGCCACCAUCUUUGGCCCUAACUUGUUGCACAAGCAGAAAUCUACAGACAAAGAAUUCUCCGUUCAGAGCUCAGCUCGAGCUGAAGAGAGUACUGCUAUCAUAGCUGUUGUGCAAAAGAUGAUUGAAAACUAUGAAACCCUUUUCAUGGUUUCUCCUGAUUUACAGAAUGAAGUGCUUAUUAGCUUAUUAGAGACUGACCCAGAUGUCGUAGACUAUUUGCUGAGGAGGAAAGCUUCCCAGUCAUCGAGCCCUGAGAUGCUGCGGUCAGAAGGUUCCUACUCCACAGGAGAAAGACAUUCUUCCACAGACUCCAACAAAGCUUCCAGUGGUGAUGUCUCCCCUUAUGACAACAACUCCCCGGUGCUGUCGGAGCGCUCGCUGGUGGCCAUGCAGGAGGAGGUUGCCUGCAGCCCAGAUCAGCUGUACAAGGUACCUGAGCAGUACACGCUGCUUGGACACCUGCAAACCAAGCCCAAGGAGAAUUCUCCUGCCUCGCAGGCUGGAACAGAUGUUUCUGAAGAUCAUUUUGAUAUCUGGGGCACUUGGCAUUCAACACUGAAAAGCGGCUGCAAGGAUCCAGUAAUCACAGGUUCUCACGGGAACAUUUUCGAGAGCAGCUCGCUGCGCCCCGGACAGUGCUCUCUUUCCCAGGGGAACCUCGCCGCGGGCUCCCCUCGCUGCCAGGGCGGCUCCUCGGAAGCGGCCGGCGGCCGGCAGCCCAUGCGGAGGAGCCAGACCAGCGCGGCCAUUGCCGAGUGCCAGCCGCCGGCUCGGCUGUGCGCUGACCCGCGGGGUGACGCUGCCUGCGGGCGCUCGGCCCUGCCGCACUCCAGGUCGGAGCAGCACUUGACUCUGGGCGCUGUGGAGGACCUCGGCGGGCACGCCUCGAACGCGGGUUAUUCCCAAAGCGCGGCCCAGCCCGCCUACAGGAAAGAGCGGCCGCCACCCCCUUACCCAGGCCCGGCAAAAACGAGCCCUGCCGUGCCGCAGCGGCCCGGCGUUUCCUCAGCGCUGCACUCCUUGUGGAGACUCCAGCGCCCAGAAAAAGGCUCGGGAGCAGCGGGAGGGCCACCGGGCAGAGCCCCUGACCAGGCCGCCUCCAGGCAGGAGCAGCCGGCCCCGCACACACAAGCGGGUCACGACUAUCCCACAGCACCUCACAGCCAGAACAGUAAAAGCGUUUCAGAGGCGGACUGGAAUGAGUGGCAAAGGGAAAGGUGGCAGAUUUGGGAGCUGUUAUCGGCUGAUAACCCUGAUGCCCUCCCAGAAACCCUUGUAUGAUCUGACUCUGUGGAACUGCCGCUCAUACUCACACCUCAUGGGAAAACAACGGUGACAUUGGAAAACAGGGAGGGCGUGUUUGUUUAUACCAACUGAAUUGCAUAUACUUUUUUAAAACUUUGUUCACUUUAAUUUCUCAACAGCACUGUCAAGCAGUUAAUUUACAAAUACAGUAUGUUCCUGUUUUUCAGCAAGCUUUUGAGGAAAAAGAAGGUGAAAACUUUCGUUUGAUAUCUCUGUAUGCAUAUGCUGUGUAUAAGAUAAAACUGUUGCUUUGAUGUUGCUAAAAAUGUAUUUAUAUAUCUGCAGUUUUGAUGAUUGUAUAUUCUGUAAUGGGUAUUGUAUGAUAAUCAUUUUAUGUUUUCAUAUACAGAUGUCAAUCAAUCGUGACUGCUUUUUAAAAAAAAUCACUGCACUUACAUUACCAUGGUAUGCAUUGGAAUUCUAUAGAAAGUGCACAAGCUGGUUUCUGUGCUUAUAUAUAUAUUAAAAAAAAAAAGCUGUUAAAGGGGAAAGUUGUACUUCUUUUCACUGCCUUUUGAAAAACACUAAAAUAAAGUGGAACAUGAAAAGCCAUAUAUUUUAUAAGGGUAGUAGUGAGCAUAGAGGGGGAAAUGCAAAAUAUUUUUUCUUAUACAUAUAUUUGAAUAAAACUUUAAAAUUUGACACAAGAUUGUAAAAGUAUUUUUUUAGAUUCUGGUAGGAAGCAGCUCAGACAAUCUAAGAACAACAUUGUGCCUAAACUAACGAAGUAUGUAGUGCAAAGUCUGCCCUCCCAUUCUAAAGGAAAACCAAUGUUAUAUAUGCAGGAUAUAAUAUAUAUAUUUAUAAAUGUAUGAUUUUAUGUAUUGUUUUAAAACAAUAAACUGGAAUCCAAAUUUUAGAAAACCAGACCUAAUAAAUUGAGAUGCGUAACACUGAAAAAUAAAAUGGCUUUUCCUUUGAAAUACCAAAGCUCCAGCAGUAAGAAAGUAAGAGAAAGGAAAGAAAUGCAGACAGAGACAUAAAAAGGGGUCAGGUAGAGUUUCAGAACUGAACGUGACAUUUGGAGGAGCUCACAACUGUGUUUCUAUAAAUGUUGUGCCAAAGAGCGGGUCAGUCACAGUUCCUCGGUGGCUGUGUGUUGCCUUGUGUUAAAUGUUGCUGUUUUGUACACGCUGAUUUUCAGCUGCAGAGCCGUUUGUGGGCAGCGGGUGGCAAUGUACUGCAGCGUUCCAGAGGAAUUCCUUCUCAGCACUCCGUGAGGAAAAGUGUGUCAUAUCAAAAGAAUUUUAUAAAACAUGUCAGUCUUAAUUUUAAUGAAGACUUGUUCAGUGAUGUUGUCUUUAAGUUCUAUCUUGUGCCAUAAUGAUGGAAUAAAAGGCUAAGUAAAACAAU